UCUUUCUUCAGUUUCGCUACGAGUGUCGCGGCGCGCGGACGUGUCUACACAACCGUUUAAAAAAAAUCGAUUUCGUUUUGAAAAACGAAUUGUGACUGUGUUAUGUGCGUGUGAUUUUGAGUGACUAAUAUUAACAGUCGGUGUUGUAUGCAGCGGGCUUACUAACCACACUGAGAAGAAACUAAUGGAUCCCAAUAAGAGUUGAGAUUUGUCGUGUAACAUGAAUCUCGCCGCCAUUGCGUUUUGGCGCGAAAUGCCAAUCGCUGUCACGUUCCUUGUGCUGGCAGCGGCGUGCGCGGUGUCUGCCCGAGACAUCGUACUAGAUGACAACUAUACAGUACUAGAAGCGACGACAAACGAGAGGCUCCGAUUAGUUUGCGGGUUGAAGCCCAGGAGUCAGUCGCAGAUCAUCAACUGGUUCAAAGAUGGAGAGUAUCUGGACAGCACGAGACGGAUCACACAGCAGAGGCAAUGGUUAAGAAUAAAAGGAUUCCGAGCUAAAGACGCCGGCGUGUACUCGUGUAAAAAUGAGGAAGACGACGUGAAGGAAAUGGCUAUCACAAUCAAACACAAGCCGAGCCAAGAUCAAGAGAACAUGGAAGAAUACCAAGCAGAUGUGGACGUUGAAAGGCCAAUGCCAGAAAUACUAUCUCAACACCGAGCGGCAUCACUUGUCGAAAACAGCACAGUCAACGAAAGCAUCAAACGUACAGCCAAGAACAUUAAAUUCAAAGAAUACGAUUCAAAAGACGAAGAUCCUGAUGAUAAGAUCGAGAAAGACCAUCCGAAUUACGGACAUGUUGAUGAUACUAAGAAGAAGUUUGCGCCGCGUUUCAAACAUCCGUCGAAAAUGUUUGCGACUGAUAUGAAACCGGCUGGCAGUUCCAUUAGACUUAAAUGUGGUGCUGAAGGAAACCCAACACCGAACAUAACAUGGUACAAAAACAAAAGCACUCCUAUACAGAGGACAUAUUUCCCUCCGAGAUACGGCAAAUGGUCAAUGACGCUUGACGAACUGACCAAAGCUGACAAUGGCAAUUACACUUGCGUCGUUUGCAACGAGCUGGCCUGCAUUGAACACAACGUUGAACUGAAUAUACAAGAACGAUAUCCAUCGAAGCCAUAUAUAAAGGAAGGGUAUCCGCAUAACGUCACCGCUGUGGUGAAUACCACAGUGAAGUUCUCAUGUCCACCACUCUCCGAUCUGGAGCCAUAUCUCUACUGGAUCAGGCCGGUCAACAUUUCUGUGAAAGAAGUAGAGGGCGGCCCGACUGACAAUCCUAUACCACAAGGAGACACGAUUGAGAGUGACGACACAGACGACAAACCCGAGCAACUUACAAUAUACAAUGUGACGAAAGAGGACGAAGGAUGGUAUAUGUGCGUUGCUCUGAAUUCGCUAGGCAAUACUACAGCUAAGGGAUACCUCACUGUUUUAGAAUCUCGUCCCGACCUCGAACCUUUAGAUCACGGGAAACACACCCUUCUUAUAAACAUACUAAUGGCCGUACUCGGAGCGAUGUUCUUCGUAGCAGCGAUCAUUGUAGUGAUGAUCUUCAAGAAGUUGAAGAGGGAGAAGCUAAAGAAGCAACUGGCAAUCGAGACGGCGCGCGCUGUCAUUGUGACGCAUUGGACUAAGAAAGUGACUGUUGAGAAACCUCAGAUCAAUGGAUCGCCGAAUGCUACUGGCGAGGCCUUGUUAAUGCCAGUGGUGAAAAUCGAGAAACAGAAGCUAUCACAAGUGCAGAGCCACACGAGCGAUUCAAUGAUGAUGUCGGAAUAUGAAUUACCCAUGGACAUAGAUUGGGAAGUGCCCAGAGAGUCUCUGGGUCUCGGCAAAGUUUUGGGCGAAGGAGAAUUCGGAAAGGUUGUGAAGGCUGAAUGUGUUGGCAUCUUGAAACCUGGUCUGCAGUCUGUUGUUGCUGUUAAGAUGUUGAAAGAGGGCCACACAGAUGCGGAGAUGAUGGCGCUAGUCUCAGAAAUGGAGAUGAUGAAGAUGAUCGGGAAGCAUGUCAACAUCAUCAACUUGCUAGGAUGCUGCACGCAGGACGGACCUUUGUAUGUCAUAGUGGAGUACGCGCCUAAUGGAAACUUGAGAGAGUUUCUGAGGAAUCAUCGCCCUGGGAAUAGGUACGAAUCACCAACAGAAGAUUUGAAAGAAAAGAAAACGUUGACUCAAAAGGAUUUGGUGUCUUUCUCCUAUCAAGUCGCUAGAGGAAUGGAGUACCUUGCUUCAAGGAGGUGCAUUCAUCGGGACUUAGCAGCUCGCAACGUCCUGGUCUCCGAUGACUGCGUCCUGAAGAUCGCUGACUUCGGCCUUGCGAAAGACGUCCACAGCAACGACUACUACAGGAAGAAGACAGAGGGAAGGCUGCCCGUGCGGUGGAUGGCGCCUGAGUCACUCUACCACAAAGUAUUUACUACGCAGACUGAUGUGUGGUCCUUCGGCGUGCUCCUGUGGGAGAUAAUGACGCUGGGCGGCACCCCGUACCCGACGGUGCCUGGGCAGUAUAUGUACCAGCAUCUAAGCGCAGGACAUCGGAUGGAGAAGCCGCCUUGCUGUAGUCUUGAGAUAUACAUGCUAAUGCGUGAGUGCUGGUCAUUCUCGCCCGGCGAUCGCCCUUCAUUCACCGAAUUGGUGGAGGAUUUAGACAAGAUCCUCACCGUCACAGCCAACCAGGAGUACCUGGACCUAGGCCUUCCACAACUCGACACGCCUCCUUCAAGCUACGAUGGCUCCGGAGAUGAAAGCGACAGUGAAUUCCCGUUCAUCAAAUAAAUCAGUGCCUUGGCUUCGAGCCUCAAUCUUGAACUUAGUGCCUUAUCAUGUGCCUUGAUUGUGAAUUAUGCGCCUCGAUUGUAACGGGCUAUUUUAUACGGACUUUUAUACGUUUAUGACAAUUUCUAAUUUCAAAUUUAACUUUAGAAAUUGUUCUAAAUUUGAAUUUGAAAACUGACGUUAUACAAUGUUUUACAAGAUGAUUUAUUUUAAUAGUGAAUAUUUGAUGAGUAAUCCCACCUUGGUUCGACUUUUCUGUUGUCUGUUGUAUUUCUAUAUUGUGAAAUAUCAUAGUAGAUAGCAAUAUCUUUAGGAAGUAUUAAGCAUAAUAAAUGUUAGAUACAACCGAAUGUUCUAGAUCUUUCUAGACGCCCUAUAAUACGUUAGGGACAUAGAAAUUUGUGCGUUUUUAUUAAGAGAUAUUUUACGUAUUCUUUAUUCGUAUGUGUUAGUUUAUGUAUAGGUAAUAUUAAACAAUUUGUGAGUACAGUAAAAGUCUGACUUUUAAUAACCAUAGAGUCUAUAAUUUUACAAUCUAUGGUUAUUUUGUCUCGACUGUCUCGUUUAUGGCAGUGUUAAAAAAUAUUUAAUACAAAACAAGUUAGGUAUUUAUUUUAUAUAAACAUGCAAAACAGAGUGUUGCAUUAUUUUCUAAAUGUAAAUAUAAUUAGAUUUUGUAAAUAAGUAUUUUAGUACCAAAGCUAUAUGUAUUGAUUUUUAAAACAUAACGUAGAUAUCAUUACCAUAGACUAGCCCAUUUAUCAGCAGAAUGUUUGCCGGGAAACAUGACAGCUACAUGACAGUUACAUGACAUUACGCGUGUCACGGAAAAAUCUUAUUAUGUAGUUAAUAAUAAGGUUAUAUUCCAAUGACACGCGUAAUGUCAUGUAGCUGUCAUGUUUGCCGGCAAACAUUCCGCUGGUAAAUGGGCUAGCGUCUAGUCGUUCAAUUACAGUGUUUCAGUAUAAACUUCCUAUGCUAAAAAUACGCAUAUCUAAUGAUUUCUUAUGUUUACACUGAGAUAUAACUAUUUUACCGGCGGACAGUCCGCUCCGUGACCACGAAGGCUGGAGUCUUCGAAACGUCGAGAAAAUAAUAUAAAUAACCGCGAUAAAAUCGGUAAAAUAGUUUUAUUUGAAUACGAAUAUUUAACGUAGACUUAUUGAGUUGACCACCAAAUCUUUUUUUGUACUUAAUUAGUGUUAAAAUUGAUAAAAGCAUUUUAGCAAUGGAGAUUAAUCGAGAUUAUGUAAAUACAGUUGAGAUUAGGAUGUGCGUAUGCGCAAAUAUUGUAUACUCAGUAUUAUUUGCAGUUAUAGUUUAGUUCAGUAUAUGGUCUUUAGAACGUGAGGUGCGGUUUUUGAGCUGUUAGGUGAAGUUUCUAGAAUCUACAAUAUUGACAGUUUAAUAAAUGGUUGGUAUCUACUGUAAAUUCCGACUUUGUAAGCCUUUGAUUGUUUUUUAUACAUUCAUGACAAAGUGAACCUACUGUAGUUGAUGGUAAGUGAAGUGGGAUCCAAUAGAAUAUCGACUGACGAGAGAUGAUUACCCCUCAGCAGUCGACAUGAUUAUGCCGGCCUGUUGGAACCGGAUAAAGACAGGCUGAUCCCGGAACGCGACACUUACGUGGGCCACUAUGGCGGGUUUUAACACCUUGUGUACGGUGGUCGCUAUCAGGGCGGAUAUAAAAUAUAUGCCACCAAGCAAGGUUUUAUAAAGGUACUACGUCACUGGUAAAUGUAAUUUGUUAAAUUUUCCCUAUGACAAACUGUCAAUAUUUUGUUUUCCCACGUUUAUAAGCAUUUAUAGUGUUUUAUUGUAUUUGGAAGAUACCACUUCAUGGCCCAGUUGAGGUUGUUUUUGUUGUUAUUGGAUAACUUAAAAAAAAUAUCUGAAAACCGAGUUUCAGACUUACUGAUUGCCUUAAAAAUAACUUCAGAAACGUACGUUUAUGAGGUUUCAUGAUCAAGUAUUUAACACGUCCAAAGAAUAUUCAAGCGGUUUACUCCGACAUGACUUAUGAUCUUGGCUAUUUGUUUGUAUAUUUGAUUGUGGAUUAUGGAUUAUGAAUACGAUGUGGAAAUGUAUGAAUUGUGACGGGAAUAAAUAUAUUACGAAUGUA
This is a messenger RNA of Manduca sexta (tobacco hornworm), 4901 nucleotides long. RefSeq names its product fibroblast growth factor receptor homolog 1 (gene Btl). The record is from RefSeq and is a predicted model, not a curated record. The coding region runs from base 221 to 2779 and encodes 852 amino acids. Gene Ontology annotation, biological process: positive regulation of kinase activity; positive regulation of cell population proliferation; multicellular organism development. Lineage: Eukaryota; Metazoa; Arthropoda; Insecta; Lepidoptera; Sphingidae. The transcript has 15 exons. Gene Ontology annotation, molecular function: ATP binding; fibroblast growth factor receptor activity. Gene Ontology annotation, cellular component: signaling receptor complex; membrane.